Messenger RNA from Callorhinus ursinus (northern fur seal), 5710 nucleotides. RefSeq names its product iron responsive element binding protein 2 (gene IREB2). Lineage: Eukaryota; Metazoa; Chordata; Mammalia; Carnivora; Otariidae. The record is from RefSeq and is a predicted model, not a curated record.
CCCCGCCCGGCCUCCCCCGCCUUCCCCCGCGGGCCCCCUCCGCGCAGGGAUACUAUGGUCUCCGGCGAUGGACGCCCCAGGUGCAGGAUACGCCUUUGAGUACCUUAUUGAAACAUUGAAUGACAGUUCGCAUAAGAAGUUCUUCAAUGUACCUAGACUUGGAGGCACCAAGUAUGAUGUGCUGCCUUACUCAAUACGGGUCCUGUUGGAAGCUGCUGUGCGGAACUGUGAUGGCUUUUUAAUGAAAAAGGAAGAUGUCAUGAACAUUUUAGACUGGAAAACCAAACAAAGCAAUGUCGAAGUGCCCUUUUUCCCUGCCCGUGUUCUUCUUCAAGAUUUUACUGGAAUACCAGCAAUGGUGGAUUUUGCUGCUAUGAGGGAGGCAGUGAAAAUUCUUGGAGGUGACCCGAAGAAGGUCCACCCUGCCUGCCCGACAGAUCUCACAGUUGACCAUUCUUUACAGAUCGACUUCAGUAAAUGUGCAAUACAGAAUGCUCCAAAUCCUGGAGGUGGCGACCUGCAGAAAGCAGGAAAGCUCUCUCCACUCCGAGCACAGCCCAAGAAGCUCCCCUGCAGGAGCCAGACCACCUGCCGAGGAUCGUGCGAUUCUGGAGAGCUGGGCCGAAACUCAGGAAAAUUGUCUUCGCAGAUUGAGAACACACCCAUUCUCUGUCCUUUUCAUUUGCAACCAGUGCCUGAACCUGAAACAGUGUUAAAAAACCAAGAAGUAGAAUUUGGCAGAAAUCGAGAGAGGCUUCAAUUUUUUAAGUGGAGUUCAAGAGUUUUUAAGAACGUGGCUGUAAUCCCUCCUGGAACUGGAAUGGCUCAUCAAGUAAACUUAGAGUAUUUGUCGAGAGUGGUUUUUGAAGAAGACGACUUCCUCUUCCCAGACAGUGUGGUUGGCACCGAUUCUCACAUAACCAUGGUGAAUGGCUUGGGCAUUCUGGGGUGGGGGGUUGGAGGCAUUGAAACCGAAGCAGUCAUGCUGGGCCUGCCGGUCUCUCUUACUCUGCCGGAGGUGGUUGGGUGUGAGUUGACCGGCUCAUCCAACCCUUUUGUCACAUCCAUAGAUGUCGUGCUUGGCAUUACAAAGCACCUCCGGCAAGUAGGAGUGGUUGGAAAGUUUGUUGAGUUUUUUGGAAGUGGAGUUUCACAGUUAUCUAUAGUGGAUCGGACCACAAUAGCAAACAUGUGUCCAGAAUAUGGUGCUAUCCUCAGCUUUUUCCCUGUUGACAAUGUGACAUUAAAACAUUUAGAACAUACAGGUUUUGACAAAGCCAAACUCGAGUCAAUGGAAACAUACCUGAAAGCUGUGAAAUUGUUUCGACAUGACCAGGAUAAUUCAGGAGAACCCAUGUACUCCCAGGUGAUUCGGAUUCAUCUGAAUUCAAUAGUUGCAUCUGUCAGCGGUCCAAAGAGACCUCAGGAUAGAGUUGCUGUGACGGACAUGAAACGUGAUUUCCAAGCUUGCUUGAAUGAAAAGGUGGGAUUUAAAGGCUUCCAGAUUGCGGCCGAGAAGCAGAAGGAGAACGUCUCUAUUCGUUACGAAGGAAGUGAGUACCAGCUGUCUCACGGGUCUGUGGUCAUGGCUGCGGUCACCAGCUGCACCAACAACUGUAAUCCGUCCGUCAUGCUCGCCGCAGGUCUUCUGGCUAAGAAGGCCGUGGACGCCGGUCUGCAGGUUAAGCCAUACAUAAGAACAAGUUUAUCUCCAGGCAGUGGGAUGGUGACCCAUUAUCUCAGUUCCAGUGGCGUGUUACCGUAUCUCAGUCAGCUCGGAUUCGAAAUAGUUGGCUAUGGCUGUUCAACCUGCGUGGGAAAUACAGCACCCGUAUCAGAAGCAGUUUUAAAUGCAGUCAAACAGGGUGAUUUGGUUACUUGUGGAGUUUUAUCUGGAAACAAAAAUUUUGAAGGUCGUCUUUGUGACUGUGUUCGUGCCAAUUACCUUGCCUCCCCACCAUUGGUGGUAGCCUACGCCAUAGCAGGCACAGUGAAUAUAGACUUCCAGACGGAGCCGUUAGGCACCGACGCUACUGGCAAGAGCAUUUACCUGCAGGACAUCUGGCCCAGCCGAGAGGAGGUCCACCAGAUGGAGGAAGAGCGUGUCGUACUGUCCAUGUUUAAAGCACUGAAAGAGAAAAUGGAGAUGGGAAAUAAGCGUUGGAAUUCCCUAGAAGCACCGGAUUCUGUGUUGUUUCCAUGGGACUUAAAGUCCACGUACAUCAGAUGUCCUUCAUUUUUUGAUAAGCUUACCAAAGAGCCAGUUGCCCUGCAGCCCAUUGAAAAUGCACAUGUCCUCCUGUAUCUGGGGGACUCGGUCACCACAGACCACAUAUCGCCCGCGGGGAGCAUCGCCAGGAGCAGCGCCGCUGCCAAGUACUUGACAAACAGAGGCCUUACUCCUCGUGAGUUCAACUCCUACGGGGCCCGCAGAGGCAACGACGCUGUGAUGACAAGAGGCACGUUCGCGAAUAUCAAACUGUUUAAUAAGUUCCUUGGAAAACCAGCUCCCAAAACAAUCCAUUUCCCGUCAGGACAGACGCUGGAUGUGUUUGAGGCUGCAGAGCUGUACCAGAAGGAAGGGGUCCCGCUGAUCAUUUUAGCAGGGAAAAAAUAUGGUUCUGGAAAUUCCAGAGACUGGGCUGCCAAAGGACCAUAUCUGCUGGGUGUGAAAGCUGUUUUGGCUGAAAGUUACGAAAAAAUUCACAAAGAUCACUUGAUUGGAAUUGGCAUAGCUCCACUUCAGUUCCUUCCGGGAGAAAAUGCAGAUUCCCUGGGCCUCUCCGGCAGAGAAACGUUUUCUUUAGCGUUUCCUGAAGAACUGUCUCCUGGAGUUACGUUAACUAUAAAGACAAACACUGGGAAAGUAUUCAGCGUGAUUGCUUCGUUUGAAAAUGACGUGGAAGUAACGUUGUACAAACAUGGAGGAUUAUUAAACUUUGUGGCACGAAAAUUCUCAUAGUAUCUACUCCACACGGAUACCUUUUGAGAACUGGUAACUGCGAGUAACGCCUUUUAUGCUGGAUCCAGGGAGCCUCGCCCUGGAGCUGCAGACGGUCCUGUGCACUCACCGAUCUCACCAUGGGUGUAAAUGAUUAUGAAUCAACAUAGUGACUGAAAUGAAAUCUUUCUGAUUUUAAAUAAUCUACGAAUGGUGCUAUUAACAUUGCUCAAAUCAACGUGUGAGGUGUGCUGUGGGAGAGGCCUGUAAGUACCGGGUAUUUUAACGGACCAUUUUGUAAAUAAAGGCAGAAUUUGAACUUGUGUUGAAGAUUCUUACAUGAAUAAUCUUCUUGAAGUUUGUUUGGUUUGGCACCCAUAAAACUGUAUACCACUGUUUGUUGGUUUAAGACUAGCAGGUUGGAAUGUAAGAAGCCAGGUUAGACUCUAAAAUUGUGGAAGUUGGAAUCUGAUUUACAAAUGGACUUUCAGACCUGAGCUGGACUUGGUUGGCGUUCACAGCUUGUAGUGUAAGCCGGGGUCGUCCUAGUGCCCUGUCUGGCCCAGGCCCUUCACACGCGGCAGGGGGCUUGGGUCACAUGAUGUCUGAACAGUGAACACACACAGCCCACCGCGCUCACUCAUUUGCUCCUGUGCCCACUGGCCGGCCUCACCUGGUAUUCUAGCAAUUGGAUUCAAGCAUUGUGCUCACUUGAUGUGAUACCGUUACUUCCUGUAACCUAUUAUUUUAGGGAUUGUUAACCAAAAUUCCACACUUUCAUAGUUGCUAAAGAGAACUUAAUCUUAAAUGCUAAAAUGAUUUCCGCUAGACUUUUAAAUUAUGCACCCUAGAUUAUAUGGUUGCUGCUCAACUCUAAGCAUUUUUUUUAAAUGUUAGUUAUUUCUUCAUUAUUUAAAAAUUGGUUUUCCGUCAUUUUGAGUCCUUAUUUUACCUGGGAUGCAUGAUUCUCUUAAUUAUGUUUCUGUUUUAACCAAAGCUAUCAGGAUAAAACACUUAAAUUGUUGCUGUCUGGAUAUCCUACUUUCUCCACACACGUCUGUUCUGUCAACAAGAUGUUUGACGACUUUUAAGAAAAAGGUUGGAUAAUUAAUUCCAGAAAGUUCUAUGCCUUUUUUUAAUUUAAGAAAUUAAACAUAGCUUAGCAAAAGGUUAAUCGUAGAGAUUUUCUUUCAUGUGGAGGUCUUCCUCUGACCCAGUUGGUUUGCUGCGGCUUGGUCAUCCCACGUCCUGCACAGAAGGAAGGACUGUGUUCUGCAGAAUUUUAGCCGAAACUACCAGAGCAGGAGGUGCAGACCGCUGAGAACUUGGCACAGAAGCACUCACACAAUCUCAGUCUUCUGAAAAUAGUCUGCAAAUCUGUGUUCAGACAAUCACGUGGACUGGAGUCUGAGAAAAUGAUUUCCCUUUUUUAUUUAAAUUUUUCAUAACUCUUUUCUGUGGUACUUUCACACUGUGUUCUUGAUACGUUGUUUCGCCCGUGUAUCUGUCCGUGCAUGUGUUUAAUUUACAUGAAAACAUGAAUUAGGGGGAGUGACGAGUCGAAUGUUAAUGUUGCUGUCGCAUGCUUGGAGGAGGCGGUGGCUUCAGACCAUCUGCGUGGGGACACGUCUGUGUCAUCUGUGGCCAUGGGCGGAGGCGUGGCCAUGGGCAGGGGCUCCAGCGGCCGGGCCAGGAGGCCGGGCUGGUGCCGGUUGGUGCUCUGAGCAGAGCCAGUGUGUUUCCCUCUGCCUAGUCCAGCACCAGGACAGGCAGACCUCAGACCGGAAAACGGAGCAGGGAGCGUGGCCAGCGUCGGAGAGGAGAGUCUGGGUGUGUGCCCCAGUGUGCGCCGUAUGCUCCUGCCCCUGGCCAAGUGCUCUGUGUGCAGAGAGGUGACAUCUCGUGCUUUCACUGGUUUACCGCCUUUGUUGACUGUGCCUGGGUCAUUUGGUGUUUGGAAAGAUGCACGAUAUUGUGGAAGGAAGUACAGUAGGCACGUGAGAGCAGUUAACGAGUGCUGUGAUUUGGAGUACGGCUCCAGAAGUAUUCGCAAGAGCAGCAUUUUUUUCAUCUUGGAAAACGAUGCCGCCUGCCGUCGCCACGUUUCCUGCCUUCUGGUGUUGCUGCUCCUGGACAACCAGACUAGAGGGGCUUCUGUCCAGGCGCCGCGCUGCGUUACCACAGCUGAACGUGUCCGAGGCGACGGUGGUCGUCGGUUUCUGAACGAGAGGGCAUCACGGUCGCCGUGGCCGGACUGCUGAGCGCGUGGCGGGGCGUCGGCCGUACCGGCUCUGUGGGAAGAGUGUGUCCAGCGCCGGCGUGGUUGGCAUACGGGGACCGUGGCGAGCAUGUGCGCCUUCUCAAAGGUGGGUGACAGGAGGAGGAGACACAAUUGCACUGACGUUUUUCUGUGAUUGUUAGAAGACACCUGUCUUUGCCUUUAGGUUUAGGAGAAGGUGCUCAGAUACUGGAUGUGGACUUGGAGGAAUGAAACGGGGAGCAGACGGACUUAGGCUUUUUCCCCUGAAGUGUGAUAGUGCCGAUGUUUCUAUCGAUUUUACAUAUAAUAUAUGACUAUGAACCCAUGUAUCUCAAGUAACUAGAAAUCAUUGUCCAUUAUUUAAAGCCAACAAAACAGUGUAACAGUUUUAAGUUCAAUAAUGUUAAGUAUUGUAUAAAAAUAUAUUGGAGGCAAAGUUCAGUUGAUGACAAUUGUGUAUAUGUUAUUGAUGCUGUAAAUUAUUUUUAAUAAAGAAAAUUGUAUUAUCA